GUAUAUUAUCGUGUGGGGCAAAUUUGGAACGUAAAAAAAAGCAUUAGCACCCACAAAGUUCCAAAGAUAAUUAAUACUCCAUAUGCCGCCGCUCACGCUUUUCUCUCGGAAUAUAACUCCUGAGUUUUCCAAACUUCAUCAUUUUUCUGGCGAUGCACUUUAGAGUAUUCACGGAUAUUGCCUAGAGAGAAAUUAGUAAAUCAUACACUUUUGCACUUUGAAGGAAAUUUUAUGGCAUCUGGGGAAAAGUGAUGGAAGGCUUGAUUAUUCAUUCCGAUCAAAAUAGAAGCCAUCGAUUUAGUCCCUGUGAAUGCUAAAAUCUUUUUAGAUGUUGCACUGCAAUGACGGUGGUGAAGCCUUAUAUGUCUAGGAAUCGAAGCUUCACAGUGAUGCAUUCUUCUAUUCACAAAACUGCAUCAUGUAGUAGUAUAUACUUUCAAGGGUCUGGUCAUGUAUGCAGACUUUUUUUUGGUGAUGUACACACCUUUAAAGGCAAAGUUCCAAUCUUGUAUACUGCAUUUAGCGAGUUCUCUGAUGCACUCGGCCUUCAUGACUUGGCUUGUUUCACAAUGUAUGACAAGACUAAGUUGACUAGUGAAAACCAAGAAACAAGUGCAUAAAAUAGAGUACUCAAUAAUCAUGCAUUAUCUCUAUUCAAAAAUCAAAGGAAAAUUACAUGAAAAAACUGGUCCAGAGAGUAAAGCACGAGAUAUUAGAGCUAUUGCUCAUCAAUCUCUUUACAAAAAGGGUUCACCAAUAGUAACACUAGCCCACAUUAUUGUAGUUUGCCCCAAUUUCCAUCUAAUAUAUUCAUUCUUCAACUCUAUUGCUAGGCUCUAAAAUGGAGUUUAAAGAUAAGAGACAAAUAAAAUAAAAUACGGAGUAGAACGUAGACAAAAAAUGGCGUAAACUAGAACAAAAUUUUAAAAUAAAUUCUUUGUUAUUGUUUCGAUAUUGCCCCCGACUAAAACUUCAACCGCUCUUCAUCUCUUCAACAGCUUCUUCAUCUAGCUCAUCUUCAACAUCCUAAAGUGCUCAUCUUCAAACAUAACCAAAAGCAAUUACAUGUGACCUUGUGCAUUUUAAUGGUGUAUUGCUGCAUAGGUACACCACAUCCUUAAUCAUGUAAUGUAAUACACUUACAUAUAAUGAACACGGCUUGGUUAAAACAAUAAAUUAUAAAGAAAUAUCUAAUUUAUUUACCAAGUAAGCAAAUAGAAGUUUACAAUGAGUCUAAUUUCUAAUACACCCAAUCAUCAUUAUUGCAAUACCAAUCAUACAAAUAUUUCACAAGAGGUCAAUAACACCAAAAUUUGUCGUCCAAAACUUAAUUCCAAUCAAGUACAAUUUUGACAACACAAAGAUCUGUAGUUUAUACCUAAUCCUAUAAUGUUUAACUAGACAGCAUACAAAUGCGUCAGACACGAAGGGAAGUGCACUACCCGUAAUACACAAUGCAUUACAGUGAAUGAAAUAUAAAAACAAUAUAAAUAUUGGACUACCAUGAUUUAGCAAUGAAGUAACUACUGAUUAAUGUCCCUAUGUUGAAAAUCCAAGAAUAGAUGGACAAAAAACUUUGUCAAUCAGUAAAUCAAACCCCAUCCACUAAUGAACUCACAGAUUGUGAAAAGCAGUGAGAAAUCAAAUUAAAGAACCUACCUGAUUCCAAAGUAGAUGGAGAUGAAUGCCUAAUUCCAUCAACAGUGUUACGAAAUACUCUUUUAGUGGAUGGAGAUUAAGGCCUAUUGUACCCUGAUAACGGUUUAGUAAUUCAAACCUCCAUCGCUAUUGAUGGAACAACAAAAAUAAUCAAGAAACGAAAUCGGUAAAGAAAUUGGGAUCAAGAAACCUCCAUGGGUGUUGAUGGAGAAACAGAAUGAAGAAACGGGAGCCACAAUUCGAUGUGUUGUUUGAGGGCGUCAGAAGAUAAGCUAAAUUCUUGAAUUUUAUUCAUGGAACCAUGAAGAUGCAGAUGAUCCCAUACCUAGAUAAGGAAAACGGAAACCGAAAGAAGAGAAAAUCGUGAGAAGAUUUUCCGGAGAUGAAGAGUAGCGGAUAAAUAAUAAUUAAAGCAGUGUUUU
Cuscuta campestris is the source of this 2081-nucleotide messenger RNA. The record is from the annotation of a GenBank genome assembly. Lineage: Eukaryota; Viridiplantae; Streptophyta; Magnoliopsida; Solanales; Convolvulaceae.